GUGGCACGGGAGGGCUGGCCUGACCAGGCAGAGCCUCCCGGGUCAGCUGACCUCUGCGUGGUUCGCGGGGCUGAGCGGGAAGCGGCCACCUCGGGCACAGGAAAGGCACCGGUGGCACCUGGGGUCGCCUGGGCCCUGCCUGCGGAAGAGCAUGGCUGGCCCCUUCCCCUUGAUGACAGUCCCUCCCUCACCGGCCUCCCUGAGCUCCAUACAGUUGCUGUGGGGCAGGGCAGGUCCCUCUUGGGCUCCUGGGAGGGUCCACUCCACCUCAUCCAAAUCCUAGAGUCCCCUUCCUCAUCUUCAGAGCCAGACCCAGCCUUUUUAUUUUAUUUUAUUUUAUUUUUUACUUUUUCUCCACGUUUUAAAAUGGGUGCAUCACAGUUGUCCUAAUGGUGGGAUUUGUCACCCGUCAGCACACCAGCCCGCCUUUCCCACCCUCCAGCCAUCUCCACCCGCUGCCCCUGACUGGCAGGAAAAGGUCCCAGGACCUCGACAUUCACACAGCACUUAACCGCUGGGAAGUGAUCAGCCCGGGCACACUCAGAGCCUUCUCGGUGGGACCAGCCCCGUGUGGGCUGCAGGGCCGGGCACCACUGGGCAGCUCCCACCAGGACCGGGAAGCAGAGGGAGAAAGCAGGGAGCCACAGGCCCACCGUCCACUCCCAGGUGGCCCCCGGGGAAAGGCUCCACCACCUCCCAAUAGUGCCCAGCCGAAGACCAGGCCCCCUACCGGCCUCUGGGGACAUUCCAGACCCUGUGGUCUGGGCCAGGGUGGGGCUGUCUGGCCCUGUGGGCCCUCCGGGCCGUCCACACAUGGAAGGUGGCAGGCUGUGCCCUCAGGCAGACCUCUGUGGGGCUCGGUGCCCAGCCUGACCUUGUGCUUAGGCUCCGUUCCAGCAAGAACCCGCCAGGUGGGUCCAGCCAGGAUCCCCCUGGGCCUCUGACGCCCCCUCCCCCAGCUGGGCCCCCAUGCCCCCCCCUGCUGGGCAGGAGCCCACUGGAAUCUGCUGGAACUAUUCUGCCCUCCUCACUGCCUCCUGCCCCCAACUCCCUCCUGGGCUCUGAACCCCCCUUUUCCCUCUGUUGGGUCUAGGGGUCUCCCCCCUCCCCUCCCUGGCAGCGGUGGCCUGGGGGGGCGCGGGGGUUGACGCCGAGCUGCCCCUGCUCUUCUUCGUUCUGCUUUUUAUUUUGAGCCGGGGUCUGAGAAGCGCUGAGGCUGGCCUCCAGUCCUGGGCAUGGCCCCUGCGCCCGGCCUCGCCUGCUGAAGAAGAGUUGGGCCGGAGGCUCGGGAUCAGCAGGCAUGACCAACGGCGGCAAGACCACUCUGGCCAACGGUCUCCACCGCUCACUGCCCAACUGCUGCGUGAUCCACCAGGAUGACUUCUUUAAGCCCCAAGACCAAAUAGCGGUUGGGGAGGACGGCUUCAAACAGUGGGACGUGCUGGAGUCCCUGGACAUGGAGGCCAUGCUGAGCACCGUGCAGGCCUGGCUGAGCAACCCUCAGAAGUUCGCCCGCGCCCACGGGGUCAGCGUCCAGCCAGGUGCCCCGGACACCCACAUCCUUCUCCUGGAAGGCUUCCUGCUCUACAGCUGCAAGCCCCUGGUGGACUUGUACAGCCGCAGAUACUUCCUGACUGUCCCCUAUGAAGAGUGCAAGUGGAGGAGGAGCACCCGCACCUACGCCGUCCCUGAUCCUCCGGGCCUCUUUGACGGCCACGUGUGGCCCAUGUACCAGAAGUAUAAACGAGAGAUGGAGGCCAACGGCGUGGACGUGGUGUACCUGGACGGCACGAAGCCGCGUGAGGAGCUGCUCCGCGAGGCCCUGGAGGACAUUCAGAACUCGCUCUUGAACCGCGGCUAGGCGCUGCGCGGCCCACAGGAGGCCAGGCCUGCGGAGUCCUGGCGGGGCCGGCGGCCGACCCUCUGGGCGUCUGUACUGGGGGCGUGGUGCGCGCUUCAGGUGGGGCCCGGGUCAGCCUGGCGCCCUCGCCCCAGCCUGAGGAUUAAACCCGUCCUGUUUUGAUAA
Molecule: messenger RNA, 2026 nt
Organism: Ictidomys tridecemlineatus (thirteen-lined ground squirrel)
Lineage: Eukaryota; Metazoa; Chordata; Mammalia; Rodentia; Sciuridae
Gene: Nmrk2
Product: nicotinamide riboside kinase 2
Source: RefSeq, a predicted model, not a curated record